Molecule: messenger RNA, 1455 nt
Organism: Adineta steineri
Lineage: Eukaryota; Metazoa; Rotifera; Eurotatoria; Adinetida; Adinetidae
Source: the annotation of a GenBank genome assembly
AUGCACACCAACCAGGUUUACAGUGAGCUUGUUACUGUGCAUAAUGGAUCACACAAAUGGUGGCACCGUCGUUGGUUCAAAAUAAUCGGCAUUUUCGUUAUUAUUUUAAUAGUCUUUGGUGUUGUCCUUGCUCUGGUGUUAAAUUUCGUCGUUUUUGCACCGAAGAAAUUAGAAACUAGUACCAUCGCCACAACAUCAUCAUCAUCAUCACCACUAACAACAACAAUACCAAUACCAUCAUCAUUAACAACAACAAUAUCAACAACACCAACAGUGACAUCGACCACAACUGUCCCACGAACAGUAACAACAACACCAUUAGUGGUAUCGACCACAAUCUUACCACAAACAGCAACAAUGACACCACCAUUGACAUCGACGACAACACUACCACCAACAACGGUUACAACCACAACGCAGCAGCCAGAAUGGUCUGUUACCGGUAAUAUGAAUACUGCACGAGUUUAUCAUACAGCAUCUGUAUUACCAAAUGGAAAAGUAUUAGUUACUGGUGGGAACCAUGGAUCUACUGAUUUUUUUAAUAUUACAGAAUUGUAUGAUCCAACAACACGUACUUGGACAAUUACUGGUAGCAUGAUUAAUGGGCGAUAUGAUCACACAGCAUCUGUAUUAUCAAAUGGAAAAGUAUUAGUUACUGGUGGCGAUAGUUGGGGUGGUUAUUUAAAUAAGGCUGAGCUGUAUGAUCCAUCGACAAGUGCUUGGACAACUACUGGUAACAUGACUAACGGACGAGCUGGUCACGCAGCAUCUGUAUUAUCAAAUGGAAAUGUGUUAGUUACUGGUGGAUGGAAUGGUGGUUAUUUAAAUAGUGCUGAAUUGUAUGAUCCAUCGACAAGUGCUUGGACAACUACUGGUAACAUGACUAAAGGACGAGCUGGUCAUGCAACAUCUGUAUUAUCAAAUGGAAAAGUAUUAGCUACUGGUGGUCAAGACAAUAGUGGUAAUAUUUUUAAUAAUGCUGAACUGUAUGAUCCAUCAACAGAUACUUGGACAAUUACUAGUAAUAUGAGUGAUGAACGAUAUCGUCACACAGCAUCUGUAUUAUCAAAUGGAAAAGUACUAGUUAUUGGUGGAAUGCGUUUGGAUAGUAAUGUAUAUAGUACUGUAUAUAGUGCUGAGCUGUAUGAUCCAUCGACAAGUACUUGGACAACUACUGGUAACAUGACUAAAGGACGAGCUGGUCACGCAGCAUCUGUAUUAUCAAAUGGACUGCUAUUGGCUACUGGUGGAUAUGAUAAUGAUUAUUUAAAUAUUGCAGAAUUGUAUGAUCCAUCGACAGGUACUUGGACAACUACUGGUAACAUGACUAAUGCACGAGAUUAUCACACAGCAUCCAUAUUAUCAAAUGGAAAUGUAUUAGUUACUGGCGGUAUGGGCAUUGGAAAUAUUGCUUUAGAUAGUGCAGAAUUAUAUGAAUUAUUUGAAACAAAUUGA